AGAAUGUUCUAGACCACAAUCAAGAAAGCUAGACCAGUGCUGGUCCUGUGCAGAAUAAUGGACACAGAGAAUUUCAGUCAGAAGACACCUUUAAUUUGUAGGCUCUUCAUGCGGUAUAGAAACAGGAGGAAGAAGAUUGUGAGAAUGAUGCUGGUGAUGACAAGGAUGCUACUGGGGGGACUGGUAGAAGGACAAUGUGGAGGAGAAGGCUCUGAUGAUGCUGGUCAUGCUAAUGCAUUAGCCAUGGAGAAGAUGUCAAUGUCGGUGUUCCUGCUCUUGGUAGCCAUCUCUCACGCACUAGCCAAAGAUAUUACACCAAAACCUGGGGCAAAGAAGGAGGAAGCUCAGCCCAAAUUUCCCCAGACCCUCUCUCGAGGAUGGGGCGACAAACUUUUCUGGACUCAGACUUAUGAAGAAGCCUUAUACAAGGCAAAGACCAGCAACAAGCCCUUGAUGAUUAUUCACCACUUGGAAGAGUGCCCACACAGUCAAGCUUUGAAGAAAGUGUUUGCAGAAAAUAAUGAAAUCCAGAAGCUGGCAGACAAAUUUGUUCUUCUCAAUCUAAUUUAUGAAACCACCGACAAGCAUCUCUCCCCCGAUGGCCAGUAUGUCCCUCGAAUCAUGUUUGUGGAUCCAUCCUUGACAGUGAGAGCAGAUAUUACAGGCAGAUACUCCAACCGGCUCUAUGCUUAUGAACCUACUGAUGCUCCAUUGUUGCUUGACAACAUGAAGAAAGCCCUGAAGUUACUAAAGACCGAAUUGUAAAGAAAAGAAAAGACCUGCACUUCUGUUCUCUCUCUGGUCAGCCUCAAAUUGUGGAGUAUUGAAGAGAUCAGGCAGAUUCCUGGUGAGAAACACAGAAACACUGAUCUAUGUACAGAAUUCAGAUUAUGGCUUAAUGUUGCUCCAGCAGUUUUGUACUUGGUGUUAAAUGCAUUCGUUUAAAAAAAAAGAUAGAAAGAAAGAGUAUUCGACAGCAGGAAGCCAUGAUUAUUUUUUUUUAAUAAAUCUUUUUUUUGAGUGUUCAA
Monodelphis domestica (gray short-tailed opossum) is the source of this 1028-nucleotide messenger RNA. Its product is annotated as anterior gradient protein 2 homolog. The record is from RefSeq and is a predicted model, not a curated record. NCBI's taxonomy places the organism in Eukaryota, Metazoa, Chordata, Mammalia, Didelphimorphia, Didelphidae. Gene Ontology annotation, molecular function: dystroglycan binding. Gene Ontology annotation, cellular component: endoplasmic reticulum.